GUUUGUUGUGUUGUGCUGUGCACAUUUGAAUUGACAGAGUUGUAGAAAUAAUUGUAUGAUCGAUCAAUUGCCUGAUGAUAUUCUUAUUGCAAUUUUGUCUCGUAUGGGCGUUGAGGAAGCUGUGAGGACUAGUGUCCUUUCUUCUAGAUGGAGAUAUUUAUGGAAACAUACUUCGAUAUACAACUCCGAGACAUUGGAAUUCGAUGAUAUGUAUACUGACACCGGAACUAAAAUGGACGAGACGAAGUUCAAGGAUUUGGUGAAUCAUGUCCUCAAGUCGCAUCAGGGUCCGCUAGUUGAAAGUUUUAUUAUUCGUUAUGGUAAUGUAAGAGAUCGAUCAAUAGACAUUGAUAAGUGGAUAUAUUUUGCUAUGAGAAAGGAAGUAGAAUCGUUUGAAUUGAAUUUUUCAAGUUGUGAUGUGUGGUUAGAUUUCGGCUAUAAGUUUCCCGAGUUUCUAUUAUCACAUUCGAGUUGUUCUACGCCUUCUUUCCAGUUUCUAAGAUCGCUCGUAUUGGUUGAGGUUGAUAUCGAGGAUGAGGUGGUUCGGUAUUUUUUGGACUCGUGUUAUCAUAUUGAAGAGGUUUGCAUAAUAGGCUCCAACACUACGAAAAAUGUCGAAGUUGUUGGUCGAUCACCAUUUUUGAGAGAAUUGGAAAUAUCCGAGUGCUGGAACAUGCAAAGUAUCAAGAUAUCUGCCAAGUAUAUUUUCUGUUUAACAUACCAAGGAAGCGAAAUCAGCUUGCAAAUCGAGAGAACACCAAUGUUCUUUGAGCUAGCUCUUGGUGGGGAGUUUUGUGAGUCCUUCAUUUACGAACCUAACAAACACUCCAGCUAUUCAUUUCAACUAAAGAAUCUUGCACUGAUCCUUCAAGCUGAGUUUCCAUUUGGUCGUGAGAGGACAAUUGCUCCAGCUGAUUUGCCGCGGUUGCACGCUCUCGAGCGACUUGAAUUGAAUAUUGAGUCGCAAGUUGGCCGGAGCCUUCUCUUUUUCACAUCAUUGAUUAAGGCAUCUCCUCGCUUACGAGAGUUUAGGAUUCAGAUAGACUACAUAGUUACAGUCCCAGGGUAUACAGAUUCUGAGAUACGAAUAAUGAUGCCGUUUCCUGAAGUAAGUACAGUAGAGUCAAAUGGGGUUGACCAUAAAAAUCUGAAGGUGGUUACAAUGGUUGGGUAUUGUGGGUGUGCAAGUGAAGAAGAUUUCCUUGUGCAGCUGUCGAAGAUGGCCGAGCAAUCACUUGAGAAGAUCGUUAUCGAUACAAACUGCGAUUAUUAUCUGAAUACGGACUGGGUUAUGUAUAGAGUGACAGAAGAAGAAUGGGAAAAGCCAAUCGAGAAUAAUAAGCAGAAGAAUACGACUAUGACAAGGUUUCACGCAAAAAUACAUGCUGAGAAAUUGGCAUCGAGUAUUGCUUCCAAAAUAAAAUUUCUCAUAACAUAAUAUGUAGAUAUUUAGUUUUACUUAGAUAUGUUUGUACUUUUAUUUAAAAACAAAUUUGACAAAUAAGAUUUCCGCGCUUCGAUUAAAGAGAGUGCGCACCCAAUUUACAGACAAUCAUCAUCAGCAGAUCAAACAGAAGAAGAAUUAAUUGUAUUUUGAAAAUUUAUGGCCAAAAACUUGUUUAUUCCACAAAACUAUCAUUGUAUUUUGAAAAUCUGAAGGCAAAUUUAGCCGUUGGUUUUUCGACAAUGGGGAACUACUGUAAUUAAAAAGAUCACAGAAUCCAAGGUUUUAUGGUUCGAUUUCGAUGACG
Erythranthe guttata (spotted monkey flower) is the source of this 1751-nucleotide messenger RNA. RefSeq names its product FBD-associated F-box protein At5g56370. The record is from RefSeq and is a predicted model, not a curated record. Gene Ontology annotation, molecular function: protein binding. NCBI's taxonomy places the organism in Eukaryota, Viridiplantae, Streptophyta, Magnoliopsida, Lamiales, Phrymaceae.